UGUGUGGGUGGGGGAGAGGUUUCCAGGAGGAAUUGGAAAAUAUCUGAAUCCACGAGGGGCCCACCCUUAGGGGAAUAAGGACACCUGUGUUCCUGAGUGUGAAGAAGCAGAAUGCCUGUUUCCCCUCCUCCCCACUUCCCACCCCAGCUCUAGGAGCUAGCAAGCAUUAGCUGGCACUGAAUGCUACUUUUCUCAGUGAGGCCCCAGGCUGGAAGAAUAUAAAGGCAGAAAAGUUGUUGAAGGAUCAAACAUAAUUGCUUCAGGGAGUUGCUGGGGUGGGUGGUUUGUGGGGUUAGGGAGGCCUGAAGGCCCAAGGCUGGGGAAGGUGCGAGGAUCCAGGGCUCUCAGUGGACCCCUGAGGGGUAUGAAGUUGAAGGGCAGGAAAGGGACACCUUACCCGCCCCAUUCCGGAGAUUCUUCUUUCAUUCUUCGGGCAUCUCUGGGCUUUUGAGUCUCUUGGGCUCCAUCUUUGUCUCUGAGGGACAUUUAUUGAGCACCCACAGUGUACCAGGCUCUGAGAAUUUUGAGAUGGGCAGGUCUUCACAGAGAUAAAUCACUUUCUUUCUUUCUCUGUGCUUCUUCCGGUCUCUGUUCCUCUCUCUGUCCCCAGAUCCAGGGACCUGGGAGCACCUUCCCCCCCCCUUUUUCAGGUUCCCUGUAGUGAGGUGUUCGUUGCCAUGGUAACAAUGACACAGUGACCUUGGGCCUGGGCUGCCCCUCCCUCCUGGGGGAGGGUCUACAAGCCCAGCUCCAACCCCUCCCCAACCUUCCCCGCCAGAACACACCAUUCCCUCACCACUCGGCUCUGCCCAUCCCUUACCCUCUUGUCCCCUGUCUGGACAAGCCCUUUGCGUAGAGAAAUCGCACACACCCAUGCCCCACCCUCGCCAGUAUUUGUAGGGGCGGGAUUUGAGCUUCCCUCUGACACCUGUCCUGGUGCCCUCCCCACCCCAUCUCUGCCAGGCACACCUCUACUUCUCCCUGUGAUCACAGCCUCGGUCUCUGAAGGCUAGAGAUAGAAGAAGAGGAAGGCUGGGGAUAGGAGAGGUCGUUCAAUUAAGAGGUCAAGCAACCGCCCGCCUGCAGAGGUACCGGCCCAGGCCCUGACUCCCUGCAGAGAGGUGAGUGGGGUCCUUCAGGCUGGGGAGAGAGAUGUGGAGUGAUUGGGCCUGUUCUGAGCCAGCUGGAGGCCUGAAGCCCUGCCUGAUGAGCACACUGAGGCACAAAGAGAGGAUGUCACCCGAUUAAAGUCACGCAGCCAGGAACUGGGGUAUGAGCCCCAGCCAUCAGGUCCCAGUUUUUCCCUGCGACAUUGCACUGUCUCUCAAUAAAUGUCAGCUAUUUCCAUUGCUGUUAUUAUUCCUUCAACUUGAGUCCCACCCGAGCUGUGGGAGGCCAAGCAAGUGCAGAGCUGGGCCUCCGAACUCAGGAGCUCCACCUCUCAGGCCAGGGUUUUCCAUCUGAGACAGAGCAGUCUGCCAGGCGAAGCGCAAGACCAGUGAAUGGGGGAUGCUUAGAGAUACGGUGUGGGACGCCCUGACUCUGCCUCUUGUCCUCUCUCCAGCCCAGGCACUGGCUCUCCACCUCUAUCUCUUUCUGUCUCCGUCUUGGUCUCUCUCUAUAGUGUCUUAGGAUCUCCUCCUGCCUCUUCUGGCUCACUCUUCCUCUCUUCAUCUCUUGAUCUCAGUGCCCUUCUCUGUGUCUCCUCCUCUGUUCUUUGGUCUCUCUUGGCUUAAGGCUGGCUCCUUGCCUCUGCACUUUUCUUUCAGAUUCUUUCUCCUUUCCUUUCCUUUUAUUUAUUUACUUACUUGUUUACUUAUCUUUGUAAGCGUUUGGCACAAUGUGGGGCUUGAACUCAGUGCGAUGAGAUCAAGAGUCACCUGCUCUGCUGACAUAAACCCACCAAGUGCCCCUCAGAUUCUUUCUCUUUUUGUCCCUUUCUCUCUCUCUCUCUCCCUCUCAGACUCUGUCUCUCUCUUUCUGCCAGUCCAUCCCCCCCACCCCACCCCCACUUGUCUUUCCCUGUCUCUUCACCUCUCUCUCUCUCUGACUGUCUUGGUCCCCCUCCCCACAAGCUGAAGGAUCUAGGGCCACAGCAGGCCACAGCCCCAAACUGCAGAUUCCUAGGAGGUGGGCCAGCAGAGACUGGGUGCGGGGUGGGGUGAAAAAAGUUUCAGGGACGCCCCCUUCCCAUCCUUUCCUCUUCACCCCCCACCCACCCUGUGUUGUGAUGGGAGCUGACAUGUCGUGGGCUGCAGGCGCCGCAGGGGAAUCCCCGCCGGAAGGUUUUGCCUGGAGCAGAGGCAUAGUGUGAGUGUGUGAGAGUGCAUGUGAGUGUGGGCACGUAUGGGGCCUUGUAUGUGCCCACUGAUGUGAGCGUGAAAGCCUGCCCACUGCUUGGGAGCUCAUCAGGGCCCAGGAUGAAACCAGGUUCAGAGAAGGACUUCCCAAGGCUGAGCAGGAAGACGUGUGUUUUUCUUAGCCCCUCCUACUUUCAGAUUCUCUUGGCCACUCCCACGGGUGUGUGUGUGUUGGGGGGGGGGUUACCCUUAACAUUUAUUGAAUAUUUACUGUGUGGCAGGCCCUGUGCUCUGCAGAGGCAGAGUGUGGCCCCCCUGAAUGAGCCCACGGAACCCUUGCAACAACCCACUGAAGAUGGUACGAUGAUCAGCCCAUUUUACAAAUCAGGAAAAUAUGGCCUAGGUUAGGGGAAAUUAUUAGUUUGGGGUUACAGAGCUAGCAAGUGGGGGAGCCAGGACUUGAACCUGAGUCUGUUUGAUUUCGGAGCACUUACUCUUAAUAACAGUGCACACUGCUAUGCCUGGCACAUACCGGGCACUCGAUCGUGAUGAUAACAAUCACCUACAUGUUGAACACAUUUUAUGUGACAGGCAUGGUUCUCAGUACAUUAUGCCCGUUAAUCCAUUUAAUCCUCACAGAGGUAAGGCCUGUUUUUAUCUCCAUUUUACAGAUGAAGAAACCGAGAUUCAGAGAGGUUCAGACACUUGCCCGAAGUCACACAGCUAGUCUCACGCCCCACUCCUCCCGCCUUCCCCCUGCACCAUGGCUCCGGGCCCCUUCUCCUCGGCGCUCCUCUCGCCGCCGCCCGCCGCCCUGCCUUUUCUGCUGCUGCUCUGGGCUGGGGCAUCUCGCGGUCAGCCCUGCCCCGGACGCUGCAUCUGCCAGAACGUGGCGCCCACGCUGACCAUGCUGUGCGCCAAGACCGGCCUGCUCUUCGUGCCGCCGGCCAUCGACCGGCGCGUGGUGGAGCUGCGGCUCACUGACAACUUCAUCGCGGCCGUCCGCCGCAGAGACUUCGCCAACAUGACCAGCCUGGUGCACCUCACCCUGUCCCGGAACACCAUCGGCCAGGUGGCCGCCGGCGCCUUUGCCGACCUCCGCGCCCUCCGCGCCCUUCACCUCGACAGCAACCGCCUGGCCGAGGUGCGUGGCGACCAGCUCCGCGGCUUGGGCAACCUCCGCCACCUGAUCCUUGGCAACAACCAGAUCCGCCGGGUGGAGUCCGCCGCCUUCGAUGCCUUCCUGUCCACAGUGGAGGACCUGGAUCUGUCCUACAACAACCUCGAGGCCCUGCCGUGGGAGGCGGUGGGCCAGAUGGUGAACCUGAACACCCUCACGCUGGACCACAAUCUCAUCGACCACAUCGCCGAAGGUACCUUCGUGCAGCUGCACAAACUGGUUCGCCUGGACAUGACCUCCAACCGCCUCCAUAAACUGCCCCCUGAUGGGCUCUUCCUGCGGUCCCAGGGCUCGGGGCCAAAGCCGCCCACGCCGCUCACGGUCAGCUUCGGCGGCAACCCCCUGCACUGCAACUGCGAGCUGCUCUGGCUGCGGCGGCUGACCCGGGAGGACGACCUGGAGACGUGCGCCACCCCCGAGCACCUCACCGACCGCUACUUCUGGUCCAUCCCGGAGGAGGAGUUCCUGUGUGAACCCCCGCUGAUCACGCGGCAGGCGGGGGGCCGGGCUCUGGUGGUGGAGGGCCAGGCGGUCAGCCUGCGGUGCCGUGCUGUGGGGGACCCCGAGCCCGUGGUGCACUGGGUAGCACCCGACGGCCGGUUGCUGGGGAACUCGACCCGGACCCGGGUGCGGGGGGAUGGGACGCUGGAUGUAACCAUCACCACCUUAAGGGACAGCGGCACCUUCACCUGCAUCGCCUCCAACGCCGCCGGGGAAGCCACGGCACCCGUGGAGGUGUGCGUGGUGCCCCUGCCUCUGAUGGCGCCGCCGCCGGCCGCCCCGCCGCCCCUCACUGAGCCUGGCUCCUCUGACAUCGCCACGCCCGGCCGCCCUGGUGCCAACGAAUCGGCCGCUGAGCGCCGGCUCGUGGCGGCUGAGCUCACCUCGAACUCGGUGCUCAUCCGCUGGCCCGCCCAGAGGCCUGUGCCCGGCAUCCGCAUGUACCAGGUCCAGUACAACAGCUCCGCGGAUGACUCCCUUGUCUACAGGAUGAUCCCAUCCACCAGUCAGACCUUCCUGGUGAAUGAUCUGGCAGCAGGCCGCGCCUACGAUCUGUGCGUGCUGGCUGUCUACGACGACGGGGCCACGGCACUGCCGGCCACGCGAGUGGUGGGCUGCGUGCAGUUUACCACAGCUGGGGAUCCCGCGCCCUGCCGCCCACUGAGGGCCCAUUUCUUGGGUGGCACGAUGAUCAUCGCCAUCGGGGGCGUCAUCGUCGCAUCGGUCCUCGUCUUCAUCGUUCUGCUCAUGAUCCGUUAUAAGGUCUAUGGCGACGGGGACAGCCGCCGCGUCAAGGGUACCUCCAGGUCGCCGCCGCGCGUCAGCCACGUGUGCUCGCAGACCAACGGCGCAGGCGCACCGCAGGCCCCGCCCCCGCCGGCGCAAGACCGUUAUGAGGCGCUGCGUGAAGUGGCGUCCCCCGCUGCUGCUGCUGCCGUGGCGGUCGAAGCCAAGGCCACCGCGGCCGAGACGGCUUCCGCGGAGCCGGAGACCGUCCUUGGACGCUCCCUGGGCGGCUCGGCGACCUCGCUGUGCCUGCUGCCGUCUGAGGAAACCUCUGGGGAGGAGUCUCGGGCCGCGGCGGGCCCUCGGAGGAGCCGUUCCGGGGCCCUGGGGCCACCAGCUUCGGCGCCUCCCACUCUAGCUCUGGUUCCUGGGGGGGCCCCGGCCCGGCCGAGGCCGCAGCAGCGCUAUUCGUUCGACGGGGACUACGGGGCGCUCUUCCAGAGCCACAGUUACCCGCGCCGCGCCCGGCGGACAAAGCGCCACCGGUCCACGCCGCACCUGGACGGGGCCGGAGGGGGCGCGGCCGGGGAGGACGGAGACCUGGGGCUGGGCUCCGCCAGGGCACGCCUGGCCUUUACCAGCACCGAGUGGAUGCUGGAGAGUACCGUGUGAGCGGCGGGCGGGCGCCGGGACGCCUGGGUGCAGCGGACAAACGCCCAGCCGCCCGGACGCUGGGGCAGGACUCCGGGGAGAAAGCGCGGCGCCUAGUCCUCGGACUAGAGGCGGAGACUCGCCCAUCUCUUCUCCGGAGAGGGCGGGGCUGCCUCGUCUGCGGCUCUUGGCCACGCCCCCGGGCCAGGGGGAGUUAGGGGGCGGGCAGCCGGGCCCCCCUCCUCCACGGACUCCUUGCCCCCACUCCUGACCCUCCCCCCGCGCGCUCGCGGACCUCGCUGGAGCCGGUGCCUUACACAGCGAAGCGCGGGGAGGGGCAGGGCCCCCCCGACACUGCAGCACUGAGACACGAGCCCCUUCCCCCCGCCCGGGACCUGGGGCAGGGGCGAGGGGCCUAUUUCUUGUAUCUGGCUGGACUAGAUCCUAUUCUGUCCCGCGGCGGCCUCCAAGCCCCCCCCCCCAUUCACCUCCCUGGUCCCAUCGGGUCUGGCUUGGGGUCCCACUUUCUCUGUUCCCUUUGUCUCUGUCCCGCCCUCUGUCGUCUUUGUCUUACGUGUCUGUCCUUCCCUAUUUGUCUCUCCUUUCUCUGUCCUGUCGUCUCUUCUCCCUCUGCCCUCCCAUUUCUUGUCCAGUCUCCCCAUCUCUCCCGAUUACCUCUUCCCUACACAUUCUCCCGGGCAGGUCCCACUGGAAGGACCAGACUCUCCCCUAUUCCCAAAUAAAUCCCCACAUGAACAAAAUCCAAAACCAAAUCCCCCCUCCCUGCCGGAGCCGGGACCCUCCGCCGCAGCAGAAUUAAACUUUUUUCUGUGUCUGAG
Molecule: messenger RNA, 6197 nt
Organism: Ailuropoda melanoleuca (giant panda)
Lineage: Eukaryota; Metazoa; Chordata; Mammalia; Carnivora; Ursidae
Gene: LRFN1
Product: leucine rich repeat and fibronectin type III domain containing 1
Exons: 5
Coding region: 3064-5379 (771 amino acids)
Cellular component (GO): postsynaptic density membrane
Molecular function (GO): protein binding
Source: RefSeq, a predicted model, not a curated record